Molecule: messenger RNA, 3960 nt
Organism: Fopius arisanus
Lineage: Eukaryota; Metazoa; Arthropoda; Insecta; Hymenoptera; Braconidae
Product: probable E3 ubiquitin-protein ligase RNF144A
Exons: 4
Coding region: 1097-2392 (431 amino acids)
Biological process (GO): ubiquitin-dependent protein catabolic process; protein polyubiquitination; positive regulation of proteasomal ubiquitin-dependent protein catabolic process
Cellular component (GO): cytoplasm; ubiquitin ligase complex
Molecular function (GO): zinc ion binding; ubiquitin conjugating enzyme binding; ubiquitin protein ligase activity
Source: RefSeq, a predicted model, not a curated record
UUGGCUGAACAACAUCGUCCAGUUAUUCUCAGCGAGUUGUAUAUUGGUCUUGAGAUUUUCUCCCGUGGUGGCACACAAAUCAGCGCAUGGCUUGCCAUCUCUCCCUUCCACCGAGUUUUCUCUAUCACCGACUAGCUAUUCUUACGCGAUAAAAUGAGUCAGACGGGCAUUAUGUCGAAUCUAAACAAAAACAAUGGCCAUGGUGAUACACCCACGAAAUACCACCCUUGCUCCAUCAUCCCCGAGGUCAACCCCAAGUGAUUUAUCCCCAAUGAUAAUUCAAGUGCGCGACUUAUCAGCUUUAUUUUCAUUUUUUUAUCCAACUUUUUUCUCACAUUUUUUUACAAGAGAUUCUCCUCAAGUCGCAAAUACCAGAAUUUCUCAUUAUUUGUCACCCAGUGUUUGAAUGUCUCGAUGACGUUUCGGUGAGACACCCGGACCAUCUGUGUGCUAGGAUUGACAGUGAAAGUAUCAGUGACUAUCCAACUUGGAUAAAAAAAAAAAGAGUCCGGAAAACAGCGAUAAUGAGGGGAUAAAAAAAUACAUCCAACACAAGACUUGAGAAAAAAAAAAUCGCCGCAGUUAUGUGUGCGCGUUAUCCACUGUGUCAAGAACUUUUUGCUAUGGAGAUUGACGAAUAUCCUGGUUUGACCGGUGGGAAAAUAAAUUUAACUCACUCAACGAGAGAGGUGAAUUAUUCGCACGUAGUUACUUGAUAUAGUCGUGAGGGAAAAAAAAAAAACAAAGGAGGAAUGUUCUUUUGUUCAUGAGUCUAAGGAAAGUCUAAAUAUAUCCCCUAUCUGACUUUCCAACGUACUGGUAAAUCUGGGUAUUAUCAACACUGUUUACAAAACUUUAUCCAAGUGCUGGAGUCGUGGAAAGAUCUAGCAAUUUGUAAUCCUUGUUCAGCAAUGUUGAGUGUUAUCAUUUCUAGAGUAUCACGAGUAUUUGAUUUUCAUCUGGGAUGAGUAAAGUUGAUAAUCGAGUGAAAUAAUUCGAUAAUCAGUGAACGAAGGUGUUUAGAAUGUGGACAUAUUGAUGGAUUGGGUGGAAAAAUUGAUGAAGUGUUGAGAAAUUAGGAACGAGAAUUCAGGGGAUGCCUAGCCUACACUCGCUCGUCGUACGACGAGCUAAUCCACUAAUGGAGAUGGGCACAGCAACAAGUUCUGUGACAGUUAAUCCUCCAAAGGUCAGCCAGAAGAAUGAUCUUGCUAAUAAACUGGGUGGUAUUAAAAUUCCGUUGGUGAGAAAGGAAUCGAGUGUUAAUAACUUGUCGUCGAUCGAGAGGAACUCGAUGAGCAGAGGUGCUGAUACACCUCUCCUCAGGCCAGAGAGCAGUGCAAGCCUUGAGGCACGUGGUGGCAGCUGGAUUAAUCUAGCGUCAAAAACAAAUUUGAGAAAGUGCGAGACAUCCGUGGGCCUCAGUACACUAGCCCUCGACAAUCACAGGCCCAUUAAUCGGAGUAGAGUUUGCUCCAGAUGCUCAAGCUUGUUGUCACUGGCCUCGAGUUCCCGUUACAGCCUUGCCGCUGGAAGUUUUGUACCCGCUGCACCCUCUCAGGGAACAGUCAAUCAAUUUUUGUGUAAAAUUUGUCUCCUCGAUGUUUCAUUAUCGAAAAUCUUCAGGAUUGAAGGAUGCGGUUGCUACUACUGUAAAGACUGUAUGAAAGGGUACGUCGAGUAUGAAAUCGAGGCCGGAGCGUACGAGAUAAGUUGUCCAGAUGCUCAAUGCGACUGGGCAUCAGUACUCACCCUCACCGAGAUGUCCACCCUGGUGACUCCAGAAUUAAUGGAGAAGCAUCACAAGUUUCGACUAAACAGAGACGUUUCCAUGGACAAGGAGCGCGCUUGGUGUCCGCGUGCUGGCUGUGAGACAAUAUGUUCAGUAAAUAGUAAUGGAAGUGGUGGUACAUCACCAGGACCUGUCCACUGUCCCAACUGCUCGACAGACUUCUGCUCGGUGUGUCGUGAGCCCUGGCACAACGGUGUGUGCACUAAUCUCCCAAUGGGAAUUCCCUUCGACAACGAUCACAUCAAGUGCUGUCCCAUGUGCUCUGUACCCAUCGAGAAGGACGAGGGCUGCGCGCAGAUGAUGUGCAAGAGAUGUAAACACGUUUUUUGCUGGUACUGCCUGGCUUCCCUAGAUGAUGACUUCCUACUGCGGCAUUAUGACAAGGGACCCUGCAAGAACAAGCUUGGUCACUCCAGGGCGUCUGUUAUUUGGCAUCGAACUCAGGUUAUCGGUAUUUUCGCUGGUUUUGGUCUUUUACUUCUCGUUGCUUCACCUCUUCUUCUACUCGCUGCACCCUGCAUCGUGUGCUGCAAGUGUCGGGCGUGUGGCUCCUCCAGGCUCGAUCAGGAAGCUGGAAAUCAUGAGGAUACCUCAACGUAAGCUAACAACUGGGAUAUAUCACUAUUGAAAUCACACACUCGAUCAAAGUCCAAUCGAAAUACUGACGACUAUUUUCAGUUUUCCUUCGGUAUUCAAUUAAUCAUCGAAUUUUUCAUCGUGACGCUUCUGUUGUUCGGCCUUUGAUUGUUCAUCUCUCUUUUUUUUUUCACUCAUUGGUUUUUUUUUUUAUUACAAGACUUACGUCAUUGACAUGUAAAUUUUGUUGAUUCCUUUAACGUUAUAUAUAUUUUUUCUUAUCAAUGAGAAACAAAGAUGUUUGCCGUGAAGAAUUAAUAGAAUGAUAGGAGGAGAAUAAUUUAUCAUUGGAAAUUAUUCUUUGUCUUCUUUCACGAUAAAAAUCAUCGUUUUUGAUUUAAUAUUUAUUGAUUGAAUUCAAUAUUUAUCGACUUUGCUGAUAGUGUUCGAUUAAUCUCUAGGGAUUGAACAUUCCGGUUGCUUGGAGAAACCAAUGAUUUCACAAUUUUUUACCUAUUCUCAGCUUUUGAGGUAGAUUUAAAGGGGGGGAAUUGUCGAGAUGAAACGAAAUAUAUUAUGAAGUGUUUCAUAUUUUUGAAUAAUAAUAGAGUCUACAUAACAUUUAUCGACGUAAGAUAUUUAUUUGUUGCAUUUGACGAUCGAAGUAUUGACUAAUUUUGAAUAAUUUAUGUGGAAAAUUGAGGAACGAGUGGUAGGAGGAGGAGAAGGGAGGGGGGGGGGGAUAGACAGGUUGUACAGUCUCUUUCGAUCUUGUGAAAUCGAUUAUCCAAUUUUUCGUUGAACUAAUAAUACUAAUGUGAUAAAUACGUGAAAAAUUUCUGUAUUUCGUGAGGAGUCAGUCAAUGUAAUUUAAAUGAUCAUCUUUCAUUCUUAAUAUUAAGAGACGAAGAUACGACGAGAACGAGAGAGUUACCAUUGGGGUUUGAUCAUUCGUUUGAUUGAGGUGAAUACAAAUAAAAUAUAAUGCAAUAACGACUAAAUACUUAUUAUUUACGUGAGUGAGGGACUGAUGAGACAAUUGGACCAGAAAUCAUUGUAAUGUGUAUGUAAUGUUAAUAAGAGAGCGAUAAUGGGUGAUUAUUGACUCGAUUUGUCGAGAAUAUAGUAAUAUAUUAAGAUUCGAUGAGACAGCGUUUGAAUAUCGAUUCGUACUGGUGUUUUAACAAUUUAUUUAAAUCCAGAGACCUGCAUUUUUUUAUCAGUGUGCGUGCUAAUUUUCUAAUACUUUAAUUUGUUGUACUGCCCGCAAAUAUCUUUCUUCUUCUUAUUUUUAUUAUUAUUAUUUUUUAUAUUAAUCAUGCCAAAGAGGUUGUUCUGCAUCGUGAGCGGCACAUUUGUCAAGCUAGUUAAUAAUAAUGAGGUCUAACAAUUAUCCAAUUAAUCCUGAAACUCAGUUUCCCUCAUUCACUAAUCCGAUACAAUAAAUAAUUAUCAGCAACAUUUUUCUCUGUUGAUUAAGACGAUAAAACAAAAGGUCUAUGGACAUUCCACUGAAGGCAUAUUGUGCCUGUCCACCUCUGCGCAAACCUAAAAAUUGUUGUACAUAAUAAAAAACAACUUAGUGACGAAUA